Molecule: messenger RNA, 805 nt
Organism: Prorocentrum cordatum
Lineage: Eukaryota; Dinophyceae; Prorocentrales; Prorocentraceae
Source: the annotation of a GenBank genome assembly
GGAAACUUGGGCCAGGGGCACCUUUCGCAACCCCCGGGUCAAGCUUCUCGUGACGUCGGAUCUCAGGGUGCCUCCCGCUGGGCGCCGCAGGUUCGGACGAUCAACCGGCUGCCGUCGAAGAAGCUGAAGAACGCGCAGGGCGAGAAGAUCGACGAGACCAAGUUUGCGGAGGCCUCCGAGCAGGCCAUCGCCGCCCAGUUCACGUACCAGACGGACGUGCACUUCAGAAUAUUCCCGAACAGGGUGCCCAGGCCGCAGGAUUUCACUCCCGCGCAGAUCAGCCCUCAGGGCACCUCGCUCCUGUACUUCCACUGCGAUGUGGAGGAGUCCCCCAGCUACAGGGGCAUCCACACCAUGUACCACCUGUACUGCAUGGAGAUGGUCGUGGACGGGCUGGAGGUGGCCGACUUCACCAGCGUCGACUUCACCCGCAAGAGCGGGCCGAUGGCCAACGGGUGGCGGUGGGUGACGUGGACGCAGAUCCUAGACAUCCUGCAUGCGCGCACGCAGAUGCUCGAGCGGAAGGAGGCCGCGCGGUCCAAGGCCGCGCGGGAGCAGAGCCAGCGGGCCGAGGCCACCACCGGCGCCCUCUCCAGGCUGUCCCUUGCCGUCGGCCGCAUGGCCACGGAGGGGCCCGGCGACGGCUCCGCCGCCGAGGAGGCCAGGCGGCUCAUCAGCGAGCUCCAGGAGGACUUGGGGACCUUGCAGAUGGCCUCCGACGACGAGGACGAGGAGUAUAACAGUGCCGACCUCCUGCCCCCGAACAUGGUGUCGAAGAUGGCUUCGGAGCAGAUAACCGCCGAGG